UCUCAGACCAUGUUAGAGCGAUGCAGGCGCUGGGGCUUCGAGUUUAUUCCGAGGGCGAGGGCAACUGCGCAUGCGGAGUGAGCAGACGCAAGAUGGCGGCCGCUCUGUCCAGGGCGCUGAAGCUACCCGGGAAAAAGAUUCACGAUCUGGGAGAGUACGACCCACUCCGGCAGGCUGACAGUGAUGACAGCGAAGAUGAUGGCAAUCUCAACUACCAGAAAAAUGGCAACCUCCAGACUGAGGCCAGCAUUGAGACCACGCUUGAUGGAGACGCAAACGCUGCAGUCGAAAUGCACGCACUGAAAGUGAAGCAGCGGCGGCUGGAUGAAACUGGCUCCGCUGAAGUCCGAGCGACAGAGGUGUCCGAUGAAUUUACCAUUAAAGCCAGAACGUCGCUCGUCCCUUGCCUGCGGACAGCUGCCUUCCUCCUCACCCUUGCUUUCGUCAUGGUCCUCGUUCUCGUCUGUGCUUUCUUCAUCCCGUGUCCAAGGAGCCUGCCACUGAUGACCUCAUGGAACCGAAGCCUUGGCCAAGCAGCUGGUUUCACUCCUGUGAUGACGCUUUGGGAUGUCAAUGAUGACCAAGUUUCUGAUGUUAUUGUUUCGUUCAGUUCCACUGGGAAAACCCGGGACCAGAGAGGAAGCCUCCGAUCACAAGCCACGUUGAAACUUCAUGUGUCAGUUGCAGUGUUAUCUGGGGUUGACGGCAGCGUUCUGUGGACAUCCCCGGCUCCGGAGCGACUGAAGUUCAUCCAGUGCGGCAUUGGCUACAUGGAUGGAGGGCAGUGUUCUGUCUGCUUAUUGGUUGGAAUCAAUCAUAUGUUGAAGGCUGUUAACAGCAGCUCAGGAAGUAGCCUGUGGGAAAUGAAGAGCGUGUACCGAUCCCAUCAGACUCCAGCCGCCCCGGCAGUGCUGCUUCCUGACAUAGACGGUGAUGGAUUUGCAGACUUACUGCUUGGGAGCAGACCUACUGUACUGACCAGUCGGAUUCGUGAUGUCUCCUUUGUGUUUGUGUCAGGAGCAACUGGGGCCCUGAUUGGUCAGUCGGUUUCUUACAAUGUCACUGGUGAAGGCAAAAUGAUUGGCCCAAAGGCAUAUGUGUCCAGCGGAGGGGUGCUGUAUGUUCUGUUUGGCUAUGGAAACAUCCAGGCUGUGUCCGUGAGGGACAUUUACAAGCAGGCGAAUGGCAAAGGCAGCUUGCCUCCAUCUCUACAAAAGCAGGACUCUUUAUGGGAAUGGAAGAGAAAAGGAAACCUGUCGGAAUUGUUGGAGGUGUACAGUAAUGGCUCUGCGAGGGAUCUGCAGACUCUGGGAAGGCGUGGAGAGAGUGGCAGUGACCUUCUGAUCACUACGAAGGAUAAGCUGCAGGUCCUGAAUGGGCAGCACCUUCUGCAACUGUGGUCUGCAAAUAGAAGCAGUAUUGAAAGUGCUCCUGUGACCGGCUUCUUCAACGAAGACAACAUCCUGGAUUUCCUGAUCCAGAUCACUAGUGGGAGCAACACGAGGAAGAGUUUAAUUAUUGAUGGGAGUUCAGGUGAGGAGCUAUGGAAAGCAAAACUGGGCUGCCGCAUCCAGGGUUUGGAGGCAGCUUCGAUACCACUAUCUGAUGGAAGAUCUGCAUUUCUUUUCUGGGCCAAAGAGUGUGGAAUGAAUCCUUCCAUGAGUGGAGUGGCCCCCUUGGCUCAGAGGACAGACUCCAACUCACAGAGCCAGUACCACCUCUACCUCCUGCAUCCAUUGUACCCCAGUGUCCUGCUGGAGCUGGCCAACAGCACAGAGGUCGUGGCAGCAUCAGCCACUGGAAUACUGGAGCAACAAAAGGACGCAUUUUACGUUACCAUGAUGAUGGGCUCCACGCACAGGUCUCACGAAAGCCGUACCAGGCCUCUGCUAGUGAAAGGCCUGGGCCUGAAUUGGGCGAUUUCCCACAGCAGAGUGGUGACCUUAGAGGAGGAAGCCAUCGGCACCAUCAGGAAGUUCUUCUCCAAGAUCCAGUUCUCUGCUGUCCAACACUGACUGGGACUGACCUGAAAUAAUGCUCAGAACUGAGGCUCAUCCACCGCUGUUUGCAGGAAUGUUGUACCCCAAUCACAGUAUCCCCUCCCAGCAUGCCGGCUCCCUGUCUGCCCCGUCUCCCAGCUUCCCUGCCCCGUCUCCCAGCUUCCCUGCCCCAUCACCCCUGGCCUCCCUGCACCCACCCCCUACCCCCAGCCACCACUCACCCAGCCUUCUUGCUCCACCCUGCUCUCCUGGCCUCCCUGCCCCCUCACUCCCAACCUCCCUGACCCUGCCGACCUCCCUCUCCCUGACCCAUCACCCACCCCUGGCCUCCCAACACCCCACUCUCUUACCAGCCUUCCUCCACCCCACACCUCCACCUUCCUGGCCUACCCACACCACCACCUGCCCCCUUCCCAGCCUCCUUGGCCCCCCUCCUGGCCUCCGUCCCCACCGCCCCUCCCAGCUUCCCUGCCCCCCCUACUCUCGGCUUCCCUGCUGCCCCUCCUGGCCUCUCUGCCCCCUCCCAGCCAGUGCACCCUGUGUCAUCCCAUCCCCGUUCAGCCACUGAGUGCAGCAUCCUAUUCUCUCCCAGUCACUGCCUGCCAGCCAGCUAUCCGCAUGGGAGCAUCUCAUUUGAGCUGGACGUAACUUGAAAAUGAUCGCCAAGGCAGCAGUCAUGGCCAGAGCUUUCCUGCUAAUUACUGGUUAAAUCGGAACAGCAUUUUGAAAGGAAUAGAACUCCUGUUGCUACAACCAUCUGCCAGGUCACCUCCAACCCGCUGUUGCAUGGAGUCAGCCAUCUCUACAUGAGGAUCCUAAUUUGUCUGUUGUCUACAAGAAGCCACAAUUAGAAGGAUGUAUAUUCUACAUAUAGUGAUGGGGGUGUCAUCCCCACCGAGUUUUAUUUAAGGCACACAACUUUACAAGUGUUCUCGCCUUGUAACUGCACUUUAGAAUAGAGCAAUCUUGUGUCUUAUUGUAGCUACAAUCUAAAUAGAGCCAUCUUUAGGAGGGCACCCUGUUAUAGUUUAUUAUAGUCUUCACUGAACCAAUCAAAAAGCUUGAAUGUGAACUUACAUUGAUGAAAAUACGAGAAAUAAUUGUUGUUAGAUUGAUUAUAUGUAUAUAAGAUCAGAAAAAUUAGGAGCAGUGAGCCUAGAUAGAUAAAUUAUUAGUAAAUAUACCCUAAACCAGUAUAUAUAAGCAGUUUAAACAAAUUUAAUAUAUAAUGUUUGUGUUUAUGGUAAUUUAUUUUGGCAACAAUCUGCUGCCCGCCCUGGGGCACAAGAGCAAUAUGACCUUUUAUUGGAGGUUGCCUAGUUGUGUGCCUGUCUCAGGGUUCAGAGGGCACCAGGACAUGUUAGUCUCAAGAUGAUGAUACUACUUUGCCUCUGUAAUAUGUAUUGACAGCUACUGUCACUCCAAAUUAAUUAAUCUUUAAUCCUUUACUGUAGGAAUUUUGGAUUAUGGAUCGGUUUACAGGGGUGGGGGGAACUUUGCUUUCAGUGUUAACAUUUACAUCUGUCACACAAAAACAGACCAAAAAUUUGAGUCAGUACCCCCCCCACCCCCCCAGCCCACCACCAAACCACCCCCAGCCAAAAUCAACUCUGUAUAUAACACGGGACUGAUCUCUGUUCCAAUGACAGUUAAGAGAUUGGGAAAUUUUUACUGUUAUAGCAAAGUGUUCACAGGACGGGGGGCUUGCUCUGUUCAGACCCCAAACUUGUUCUCUACAUUACUAAUCUGUACCAGUCUUCCUCAUUUCUUGGGCUGUAUAUAUAUUUCUCAUGUACAUUCCAAUAUUUUCUGAAAACUUUGUAAUCCACACUGGGAUUAUUCCCCUUGUCACUCCAGUGUGUGGUUACUCUUAUAAUCUUACAAUCAUUAUUACUCCAGUUCGUUUACCAGCAGACAUUUGCUUUAACAAUUGGAAAAGGGGGAAGGGGAGCUGUCCAGAUAGUCACUGGUGUGUGGGGAACGCUCUCUGUUUGUGAGCGUUGUAAAUAUCUGCAGUUUUACCCAACUAUCUGUGUAAGAAUGGUAUGUAAACUCAGAAUUACACCGGUCACCUCCAUUCUUGCUGUGUGAUAUUAGACAAAAAAGGAAUCAAUUAUAAAAGUAAAGUGCCAGUAGGCGCACUGGUA
Messenger RNA from Carcharodon carcharias (great white shark), 4147 nucleotides. RefSeq names its product family with sequence similarity 234 member B (gene fam234b). Gene Ontology annotation, molecular function: protein binding. The coding region runs from base 21 to 2015 and encodes 664 amino acids. The record is from RefSeq and is a predicted model, not a curated record. Lineage: Eukaryota; Metazoa; Chordata; Chondrichthyes; Lamniformes; Lamnidae. The transcript is spliced from 13 exons.